Molecule: messenger RNA, 1086 nt
Organism: Apiotrichum porosum
Lineage: Eukaryota; Fungi; Basidiomycota; Tremellomycetes; Trichosporonales; Trichosporonaceae
Exons: 5
Coding region: 1-1086 (361 amino acids)
Molecular function (GO): FAD binding; D-amino-acid oxidase activity
Source: RefSeq, a predicted model, not a curated record
AUGGCCCCCGUCUCCUCUGUUUCUGGCCCCCUUGCCAAGGACACCAUUGUGGUUGUUGGCUCUGGAGUUAUUGGCCUGACCACCGCCCUCAUCCUCGCGCGCCGCGGGUACAAGGUCGAGAUCAUCGCUCGCAACCUCCCCAGCGACCACCUCAGCCAGGACUGGGCGUCUCCUUGGGCUCAGGGCGCGAACUGGUGUCCCUUCUCCUCCGACCCGGACGUCUGCCGCUGGGAGACCGAGGGCCUUGCACGUAUCAAGGAGCUCAUCCCAACCGGCCUUGCUAUGGAGCUCCCUAUCUUGCGGUACGCCCCUAACGAGGACGGUCUCCACAAGCACUGGUACAAGGAUGUUGCUGCCGAUUAUCGUCAGCUCCCUGCAAGCGAGUGCCCGAAUGGCUCUGUUGGCGUGGCAUUCACGUCGGUCUCGGUCAACGUUCCAGUCUACCUGCGCUGGCUGGAGGCUCAGGCCAAGGCCCUUGGUGUCAAGAUUCGUCGCGCCGAGCUCCGUGCCCUCAGCGACGCUGUCCGCCGCAACACCGUGGCCGUCGUAAACGCUACUGGUCUGGGCGCGCUCAAGCUUGCCGACGUCCAGGACAGCAACGUAGAGCCCAUCCGGGGCCAGAUUGUCGUUGUUCGCGCUCCUGUCAAGCGCUGUGUGAUGGACUCUUCGCUCGCCCACGUCGACCCCACCCGCUCGACCUACAUUAUCCCUCGCCCCAACUCUGGCGGCGAGACCAUCUGCGGUGGAUGCUACGAGGUCGGCUCCUGGGAGAGGAAGGCGGACCCGGCCUUUUCUCGCAAGAUCCUGGAGAACUGCCUCGCCCGUGUCCCCGAGCUGUCCAAGGACGGAACCGUCGAGGGCAUCGAGAUUGUUCGCGAGUGCGUUGGCUUCCGCCCGUCGCGCGCUGGUGGACCCCGCCUCGAGCGUGAGAACCGCAAGAUCAACGGCCACGACGUUGCAUACGUCCACGCCUACGGUAUCGGUCCUGCGGGAUACCAGGCCAGCUGGGGUAUGGCCAAGGAGGCUGCCGACUUGGUAGGCGGCGCCGUACUCGACUUUGGCAACAAGCGCAAGGCGAAGCUCUGA